CCACGUUCACGUGACCCAGGAAGAUGGCGGCCCUGACGGCGGAGCACUUUUCCGCGCUGCAGAGCCUGCUGAAGGCCUCUUCGAAAGAUGUUGUCAGACAACUGUGUCAAGAGAGCUUUUCCACUUCAGCCCUUGGCUCAAAAAAACUCUUGGAUAUUACGUGUUCCAACUUAUCUGUGACCCAGAAGGAAGCAGAGCAACUGCUUCAGGCUCUACACUGCCUCACUAGGCUGGUGGCAUUCCGUGACCUGUCCUCCGCCGAGGCGAUUCUGGCUCUCUUUCCAGAAAAUUUCCACCAAAACCUCAAAAAUCUGCUGACAAAAAUCAUCCUAGAACACGUAUUUACCUGGAGAACUGAAGCCCAAGCAAAUCAGAUCUCUCUGCCACGCCUGGUCGACCUGGAUUGGAGAGUGGAUAUCAAAACCGCCUCAGACAGCAUCAGCCGCAUGGCCGUCCCCACCUGCUUGCUUCUGAUGAAGAUCCAGGAAGAUCCCAGUCUGUGUAGAGACAAACCCUCCACCUCUGCUGUCACCAUGGAGCUGAGUAAAGAAACUCUGGACACCAUGUUAGAUGGGCUGGGCCGCAUCAGAGACCAGCUUUCUGCUGUGGCCAGUAAAUGACCUGACCAACUAACUGCCAGCACCCACUGCUGUGCCCCAGCUGCUUGUGAGCAAUGAAGCACCUCCCAGUGUGCAGGCUGCCCUUGAAGCUGUAACUAACAGUAGGCAGGACAGUGGGGACAAGAGGGGGCUUCUGCCAUCCAGAAGGCACCGUUGUAUUGGGUAGAAGCAACCAGGCCCCUUGUUCUCUUCCUUCUUCUUUCUCUUUCUCUUUCUGAAGCUGGUGAGCAGAAGCUCCCACCUUUGAAAGGCUGCUGUGUAUAACAUAAUUACCACCGAGGCAGUGUGGUGGACAUUUACUUUGUCAGCUGCCUCUACAUGGCUGCUUGGGAAAUUCAAACCCAAACUGUGGAGCUUAUCUAAUAAGUUUAUUUCUAACAUUCGCUCUAGUGAGUUCAUUUCCAACCCAGAACACACGGAAGGUAUCAGGCG
Molecule: messenger RNA, 1052 nt
Organism: Carlito syrichta (Philippine tarsier)
Lineage: Eukaryota; Metazoa; Chordata; Mammalia; Primates; Tarsiidae
Product: COMM domain-containing protein 9
Exons: 6
Coding region: 24-620 (198 amino acids)
Source: RefSeq, a predicted model, not a curated record